This is a messenger RNA of Lolium perenne, 513 nucleotides long. NCBI's taxonomy places the organism in Eukaryota, Viridiplantae, Streptophyta, Magnoliopsida, Poales, Poaceae. The record is from RefSeq and is a predicted model, not a curated record.
AUGGACAAACGUCCUCCUCCCAAGUUCUUCCUGCCUAGCCACCAAAUCGCCAGCCCAGGCCGCGCUGCCCCCCGCCGCACCCUAGCCCGCGUCUGGCCACCGAGCCCGCCGCCGCUCCCAACCGCGCGCGCUGCCCGCGCCUCGGCCGCCGCACCCUGGGCUGCGCUCGGCCACUCGCGCCUCGGUCUCGCUCGCCGCCUCGCCUCGGCCCGCGCCCCGGUCGCCACGCCCGCAUCUGCGUCGCCGCCCGGCCCGCGCCCCGGUCGCCACGCCCGCCUCCGCGUCGCCCCGGCCCGCGCCCCGGCCACCGCGCCGCGCCGCCGCGCUCGCCUCCUCGCCGCCCCGCGUCGGCCACCCCCUGCGCCGCCCAUCCCGUGCCAUCCCCGCCCCGCCCGCCCGACCAUGCCCAGGCCAGCGCUGCCCCGCCUCGACCUGCCCAGCCCCAAGCCGCGCCGCCCGGCCCGCGCGCCGCCUCGCGAGCUCACCUCGCCCCGAGCUCGCCCCGCGCGGUGA